Messenger RNA from Salvia splendens (bonfire salvia), 882 nucleotides. RefSeq names its product beta-1,3-galactosyltransferase pvg3-like. Lineage: Eukaryota; Viridiplantae; Streptophyta; Magnoliopsida; Lamiales; Lamiaceae. The record is from RefSeq and is a predicted model, not a curated record. The transcript is spliced from 2 exons. The coding region runs from base 1 to 882 and encodes 293 amino acids. Gene Ontology annotation, molecular function: hexosyltransferase activity. Gene Ontology annotation, cellular component: membrane.
AUGCUACGGCUAAGAUUAAUCCACUACACACUCACCAUAUCUGCGAUCAUAGUCUUCAUGUUUUUCAUCGUUUCCAACAUCAAAUACACCUCCAACCCCACCACCAAAAUCCAAGCUUCUCCGCCACCCUUCACCCUCCUCAUCGGCAUCCUCACCCGCCCCGAUAGCUACGACCGCCGCCACUUCCUCCGCCUCAUGUACGCCACACAAACGCAGAGCACCGCCACAUUCACAAUCACAGUCAAGUUCGUCCUCUGCAACCUCACCAAGCCCGAACAGCGCGCCUUCGUCGCCCUCGAGAUCAUGCGCUUCGACGACAUCAUCAUCCUCAACUGCCCCGAGAACAUGAACGCCGGAAAAACCUACACCUACUUCUCCUCCCUCCCCAGGAUCCUCCCGGCCAGAUUUUUCCAUUCCCACAGGUACGACUAUGUGAUGAAGGCCGACGACGACGUCUACCUGCGCCUGGAGCAGCUGGCCACGUCGCUAAGCCCUCUCCCGAGGCAGGACUUGUACUACGGCUUCGUGAUCCCUUGCCAGAGCAUGAAUCCGUUUGUUCACUACAUGUCCGGGAUGGGGUUUGUGCUGUCGUGGGACCUUGUUGAGUGGAUAGGCGCCUCGUUGAUCCCGUUGAACCAUACGGUUGGGCCGGAGGAUAAGCUGGUGGGAGAGUGGCUGAAUCGGGGGAAUAAGGCCAAGAAUAGGGUUUCGAACAAGCCGGCAAUGUAUGACUAUCCACGUACUAAUGGUAGAUGCUCGCAUGACCUUGUUCCGGACACCAUCGCGGUUCAUCGGCUUAAGAGAUGGGAGCAGUGGCUGGAUGUACUUACUUUCUUCAAUGUCACUAACCAGGUUAAGCCAUCUACGUUGUAUACUUUGUGA